AUGCGUUUAUGGCGAAGUGACGUUCCCUCUGAUACCCUUGAACAAAUUCGAGAAUUUGCUUAUUGGAUAAUUAAAGUUGGAGGAGGAGUUAUAGCAGGAGUGCCCAUUACAGAGGAAGGAAAUGAACACAAGAUACACACCAUGUCGUUGUAUUACCCUUACAACAUUGAAUGUGAAUAUGAGAGUGUGUUUAUAUUUGGAUGGUCAAUGAGCAAAGUAGAGCUAGAGGGGGACGAAGUUCAAAUCACACUAUUUAAUGCUGACAUUGAUAAAUAUAAAGAGAUCUUGAAACAAGGAAAGGUUUAUUCAAUUGCUCAGCUAGAUCUUAUGCCUCUAUAUACAUCUUACAAAUAUUCCAAUAACCAAAUGAGGUUGAAAUUUGGCAACAAGACCAUGAUAACAGAAAUUCUUGAUGAUUGUGAUGAUAUCCCAAGGUACAAUUUCAUGUUUAUUGAAUUUUGCCACAUUCCACAGUACCUUCACAUGCGCAAUAGUCCUCUCAUCGAUGUUAUUGGAUUGGUUAUAUAUGUGUCUGAAUCAUAUAGAGUCUCGGGUGGGAGACAACAAUUCAAAAGAGACGUGUUACUCUGCAACACAAACAUGGAAACAAUGAGGCUAACUUUACGGGAAGGGUUUGCUUAUGAUCAAGGUCGUUUCUUAUUCAAUGAGCUUAAUCAGGAUCAUGUGUUGGGUGCAUCCAUGGUAUCAGUUGGCUCUUAUUAUGGUGCAUGUUUUUCUACUGUUGGACGUACCAGACUUUUUAUUGACCCUGAUAUUGAUGAAACUGAUGAUCUACAUGGCUGGUAUGCGGAUGAUGGAUAUGUCCAAAAACAAAUCAGCUAG
Messenger RNA from Chenopodium quinoa (quinoa), 843 nucleotides. Its product is annotated as replication protein A 70 kDa DNA-binding subunit B-like. NCBI's taxonomy places the organism in Eukaryota, Viridiplantae, Streptophyta, Magnoliopsida, Caryophyllales, Amaranthaceae. The record is from RefSeq and is a predicted model, not a curated record. The coding region runs from base 1 to 843 and encodes 280 amino acids. The transcript is spliced from 7 exons.